GAUGAUAUAGUGACAUACAGCAUUCCCAUUAUUUCUCCUAAAUAAGCAAAAACCCUCUUUUGUUCUCAACUACUUACGAUGGCUUCUUCUUCUGUUCGUUUGGUUGCAAUUGCCUCACUCUUGGUGAUGCUCUUCAUGGCCUCUGGGAUGGGAACAAUGGCUGCCGGUACCAGAAUGUGCACGUCGCAGAGUGAACACUACAGGGGGAAUUGUCUUUUAAUCAACCAAAAUUCCCGCAACAACUGCAAUAGAAUUUGCAGGGAUACAGAGGGGUUUACCUCCGGGGAUUGCACCAUUACCGCUCAGGCAAGGCGCAUCUGCAGCUGCUUCAUGCCUUGCCAUUGCUAAAUAACCAACAUUGCUUGCUUCAACUUCAAUUCGAUCAGUGUUUUUAUAUAUAUAGCUAAAUAAAUGUCCCAAAUAAUAUAAUCCAAACAUGCAUGUGCAUGCAUGGUACCUGGAGUUUGUCUUCGGGAUUUCAGUUCUUUGGUAGCUGCCAUGCUCUGAUUCUCUCAUGUUACGUUGUUUGUAUGUAGUGUGUUUCGAUCGUUUGAAGUUAUGCAAUUUCUAAUCUGUGUUUUCUAAUAUGUUAUUUUUAUACAUAUAGUACAGUGUUGA
Ipomoea nil (Japanese morning glory) is the source of this 618-nucleotide messenger RNA. RefSeq names its product defensin-like protein 4. NCBI's taxonomy places the organism in Eukaryota, Viridiplantae, Streptophyta, Magnoliopsida, Solanales, Convolvulaceae. The transcript is spliced from 2 exons. Bases 79 to 348 code for a protein of 89 amino acids. The record is from RefSeq and is a predicted model, not a curated record.